UCUUGCGAAGGGAAGCGAAGCGCAUCGCCGCUCUGCUACCACCUCCACCGCUCAGAGCCCACAACCCUCGUGCUCCUCUGCCGGCGACAGCGGUCAACGGCGGCCGGCGGUGGUGAGCACGUGAAACUCGUCACGGCGCACAAGCCCACCAGCGUCAGCCACUCCUGCGCCGGCAACUUCACCAGCCCCCACCAGCUCAACCUCGCCGUGGCGUACGCACCCGCACAACCCCUCUCUCCGCUCCCUCCCCCCGAAUCCCCAGUCAGCCAGUCUAGUAGGGUUCAGCUCCCGCCCGGCUCCGCUUAUUAAUUCCUGCUACCCAGUUCGGCCUCGACCCUUCUGCGUCCGAAUUCCCGGGGCCCUAGGGUUUUGCUCCCAGCUAGACGCGAGCGCCCGAUUCAUUCCUCUCCGUCCAGUUGUUUUUUCUGAUUAGAUUUCUGGGAGGAUUCCUAGGUUAUGAGUGCAGGUGUGCAAUAUUUCUCUGGGUAAUCAGCAUCCUUCUGAAAGUCCUAGUGCACAGUACUACCUCUGUAAACUAAUAUAAGAGCGUUUAGAUCACUAUUUUAGUAUUCUAAACACUCUUAUAUUAGUUUACGGAGGGAGUAUUUCUGAAAGUCCUUUUGCAGUCUGAUUCCACCUUCCAGUUUGGUUCGGAGCUACCGUUGUUCCUAUAUCAUAUACACACAAUUGUGGUUUCUGCAAAAAUCGAUGGAGAAGGCUUCUGUUCUCGAUGAUUCACCAGAUUGGAGCACCGAUUGUGAUUGGUCCCAGCUUCAGUCCGACAUGCUCCUCCGGAUCUUUGGCACUCUCGAGAUCCCAGAUCUCUUCAGCUCAGGUGCCGUCUGUCGAUCCUGGCACCUCAUUUAUCUGGAGGCCCGUCGUUUCCGCCUGUGCUCGCCGAAACAGAGUCCCUGCCUUGUUUACUCAUCUGGCGACCGUGAUGCUGACACGGUCACCCUGCAUAACAUGUCCACCGACAAGCUUUACCACGUCACUCUAUCGGAGCCUGCCUUCCGCACACGCCAUGUCAUGGGCUCCUCCUACGGCUGGCUCAUCACUGCGGAUGAGCGGUCGAAUCUCAUACUAGUCAACCCUGCAACCCGAGCUCAGAUAGCUAUGCCUCCACCUGAAACCAUGAACAAUGUUAGACUGCGCUACACUGAAGAGGGCGUGCUAGAUGGAUAUGAUGUUCUUUUCAUGGAUCUGUUCUCUUCGGAUUUUGACACUGAAAUGGAGCCAUACCAUCUUACACUUGAAGAAGCCCACUUCUUCUUCUAUGAGAGGGUUGUUCUUUCUUGCGACCCCUCCCAAGGAAACUGCAUGGUGCUCCGAAUACAAUUGCCCAAUAGUCAACUCUCUUAUACUAGGGUUGGGGACACCAAAUGGACUUGGAUUGGUGGAAAAGGAAAUUGCUGGGAAUAUCAAGAUAUUCUGUAUAACAACAAUGAUGGUUUGUUUUAUGGUGUUCGUGGCGAGGGUCAGGUAGAUUCUAUUAACCUUAAUGGAACUUCUGCUGAAGUAAAAGUCAUUUUAAAGUCAAUCAUAUCUUACCAAGCACAUAGUAGAUAUAUUGUUCAAGCACCAUGGGGAGAUUUUUUCCAGAUAUGGAGACAUGAUAAAUCUAAUAAAGAGAAUGGGAUAACAGAAUGUGUUGCCGACAAAUUUUUUGUGUACAAGGUUGAUUUUGUUGGACAAAAGAUAAUCGAAACAAAUAACCUCCAAGAUCAUGCAAUGUUCAUUGGUUUCAACAACUCGUUCCUUCUCCCAGUGAAAGACUUUCCUGCAUUGGUUCCCAAUAGCAUCUACCACACGGAUGACUUGCUUGAUUAUAUCUACUGUCACAGAUUUAGUCUUAGGCAGGUUGUUAUUUUUAAUAUGGAAGAUGGUAGUUUCAUCGAGUUAUCGCCCCCUAGUUCAAAUUCAAGAUUGAACUGGCCACCCCCAGUUUGGAUUCAACCAUCACUUGCUUGAGGCACCAGUGUUUACACCUGAAGGUUUCCCUCCUUCAAGAUUCUUUUGUUAGAGAGUUGUGGGGAAAAUUGGAAAGCAAAGUUAUCUUGAGAAGGUGCAUCCGCCCGUCAUCACGAACUUAUACAGUUCACAUAACAAGAUUACUGCCUCUGCUGCGUCCAUUGUUUUAGUUGGUUCAAGUGAGGAACUUGGGAUAUCAGUAACUGUUCAAUAAGUCUACCCUGAUACCAUCCAUACUGAUGAAUGUCUCUACUUUGAUAGUUUGACCACUAUACUCAUGAAACAACAAGUUCACUGUUUCGGCAAAGGUUUAUUGUUAUUGAAUGGCUUACCUAUGUUGAUGAUGUUGUGACUGUGUAUAAAAUGGAAGAAAAUUGCACAUUUUUA
Messenger RNA from Triticum aestivum (bread wheat), 2358 nucleotides. Its product is annotated as F-box only protein 7. Bases 709 to 1971 code for a protein of 420 amino acids. Gene Ontology annotation, molecular function: protein binding. Lineage: Eukaryota; Viridiplantae; Streptophyta; Magnoliopsida; Poales; Poaceae. The record is from RefSeq and is a predicted model, not a curated record. The transcript has 2 exons.